This is a messenger RNA of Poeciliopsis prolifica (blackstripe livebearer), 883 nucleotides long. Its product is annotated as complement C1q-like protein 2. Gene Ontology annotation, molecular function: protein binding. Lineage: Eukaryota; Metazoa; Chordata; Actinopteri; Cyprinodontiformes; Poeciliidae. The coding region runs from base 81 to 758 and encodes 225 amino acids. The transcript has 3 exons. The record is from RefSeq and is a predicted model, not a curated record.
GCUCACUGUACCAUGCAGUCAUCAGGCAUAAAAGGUUGGAGACGUGUGAGGAGAGAAGCAGAAACUAAAAAGCAACAAACAUGAAGAAGAUUGUUUUUCUGAUGCUAGCUUUUGGCAUCUGCCUUUCUGAUUCUGGACCUGAUAAGGAAAAAGUCAAGGCCUGUCAGGGUGCAGACUCUGUUGGCUGCUGUAACAUCUGCUGUCUCUCAUCUGUAACUCAAAAAGUGGGAGAACUGGGGGAGAAAGUUGUAAACUUAGCAGAAAAAAUUACUUUUCUGGAGACCAGGCUGCAAAACACUGAAAAAGAAGUUCUGGAGUUACGGAGCCUCACUGGAGGCUCUCCUCAAGUGGCUUUUUCAGCAGCUCUCAUGGAUUCUGGUUUUGGAAACAUAGGACCUUUUACCACUGCUACCCCAUUGCAGUACAAAAAAGUUUUCUCCAACACAGGCAAUAGCUAUAAUCCUUCAACAGGUAUUUUCACAGCGAUGGUCAGUGGAAUGUACUUUUUUCGCUUCUCAAUGUUCAACAACUUGGCUUCUCCUCCCAACUCGGUUGUGAGCCUCAUGAAGAACAGCGAACGGCUGACGUCUGUGUGGGACACCAAUGGGUCUGACAUCAACGACAUGGGCAGCAACGCUGUGGUCAUCCCUCUGAAAGUGGGAGACAACGUGUUCGUGCAGCUGCAGCCAAACAGGCUCGUCUAUGACGACAACAUGAAUUACAACACUUUCAGUGGCUUCCUGCUUUUUACAAUAUGAUCCAUACAACAGCUCUGCAUGCCAGCAUGAUUCUUUAUUAUUUCAGAAUGAAGGAAGUUUCUUUUUUCAAUGUUCAAAUGAGCAUAAUUUGUGUUGGAAAUGCUUGAUGAAAUAAAUUAAUCAGA